CGCCUAGUGUUGACGAGGGGUCUCAACUUCCCGGCAGUCCUCGAGGUCGUUCCUGGUGGAAAGAUCCACCGGGCACCACCUGCCGGUGCCCCCCUCGAAAGCGUUGGUUCCUCUCUUACGGUCCAGGACGUCGCGAAGGUCGUCGAUGCGGGCGGUGUCGGAUCCACGGGCCCUGCGAUUUCCUGGAUCCACGGGCGCAUGGGGGACUCCUCCUCCAACGCGGCACCGGCGGGUGUCGGAGGAGAACGCACAUGGUCUGGAGCGCGGCCACCUUGGUGGCCUCGCCAGCGCCCGGCCGACGGCGCGCUGGUGGGGGCUCGACGAGCAGGCACCGCCGGGGGGAGCUGAGCCCCCUGCCGCUAGAAGACUGGCUGAGCCGCAACGAUGUCCCAUGCCAUACCCAGUGGUUCCCAGCGUGCUGGCGGCGAAGGCCGCUGCCGCCGCUGUGCCUGCGAUCGACGGGAGGGCAUGGUUGAUGAUGAUUGAUACAACAAAUAUUUAAUAUUUGGAUUUAGCUGUGGUGUUCAAACACAUCUAUCCCCUGUCCCUGCAACAGCAGAAUACAAUCAAUCCACUGCAACUGAGACUAGCCACUGGACAAUGGCUGAUAAUGGACAGAUAGACUGUUUCUCAACCAUGGCAAGUACACCAAUUUUAACAGUAAAGACCCUUCAUAUCAAUUCAGCGAUUCUUGCUGCAAGAAGUCGCUUCUUUAUAAAGCUUUUCUCAAAUGGCAUGAAUGAAUCUGAUCAGACGCAUCCAAGAAUCAGGAUUGCUGAUUCAGAGGAAAAGGCCUUUAUGGAGCUUUUAAGCUUCAUGUACAGUGGAAAGUUGACAACAAUUGAGCCCACUCUUCUGCUCGACAUCUUAAUGGCUGCCGACAAAUUUGAGGUUCUUUCUUGCAUGCGGUACUGCAGUCAGCUGCUCAGAAGCCUGCCUAUGACCACAGAAUCUGCACUGCUAUACCUUGACCAUCCAUGCUCCCUUUCAAUGGCUGCUGAAGCUCAGAGUGUGGUAGGUGCAGCCAGGGAAUUCCUUGCUGAGAAAUACAAGAUUUUAGACAAGUUUGAAGAAGUGAUGAACAUCUCUCUUUCUGGAAUCGAGGCGAUCUUUUCGAGCACUGACAUACAAGUAGCAUCUGAAGAUGCGGUAUAUAACUUCUUGCUUGAGUGGGCCCGUGCGCGAUACCUGGAACCGGAGGAAAGACGCGAGAUCUUGAGCAGCCGUUUGCUUCCGCUGGUACGCUUCAGUCAUAUGACAUGUGCCGCACUUCAGGAGAUCCUAGCAUGCACUGAUGAUGAUAUAGACCGUGAGCAAGUAACCAAGCGCAUCAAUGAGGUCCUCCUCCACAAAGCUUACCCAACCCAGAUGGAAGGUGCUCUUGCAGCAGAUGUAUCAACUCUCGAUUGGCAAUCUGCUGAGCGAACUUACGGGUCCAAACAUGUGAAAGCGGUUGCGUUUGAUCGACCUUACCCACAGGUUAUAGUUUACAUGGAUCUAACGCGCGCCGAAUGCUCCGGAUUCUUCCCAUCAGGAGUUAUAUUGUCGGACUGGUUCAAUCUCGCAGGUCAGAAAUUCUAUCUCAUGGCAAACUGUGUACUGGAUGAGGAGACAGAGUUGUACAGCUUUUGCCUCUGGUUAGGGAUAUAUGGAAAUUCUAUCUCAGGCUCGUCGUGUUUCGAUAUUGAGUUUGCUGCAAGGACAAGAUCGUCAGGAAAAUUCUUGAGCAAGUACGGCGGUAGGCACACAUUCAGCGGGUCUUUGCUGGAGGGAUGCGAUGAUCUUUUUGGAGUUCCAUGGUCGACGUUCAUUGCGGACGACAGCCUCUUCAUUGACGGCGUGCUGCAUCUGAGAGUUGAUCUGACUGCGGUGGAGCAGCCUGAAUUACAGACCUGAUGGUAUUUCACUCAGCAAAGUUAGGGUGUGUCUUGAGCCCUGCAUGUGAUACUGUGAGCUGCUGCAGCAGCCAGGAAGUUUAAUCCCUGGGCAUUGUCCGGGGUAACCUGAAUCAUGUGUUGUUGUUGUUGAUCGGUUGCUACUGCAAGUCAGUAGUAACAUGUGUGUGUGUGUGCGCUGACUGCUGACUUUUGUAUGUUGCUAUCAUACUUCAGAAUUUUAUUUAUGCCUGUG
Messenger RNA from Triticum urartu, 2130 nucleotides. The record is from RefSeq and is a predicted model, not a curated record. NCBI's taxonomy places the organism in Eukaryota, Viridiplantae, Streptophyta, Magnoliopsida, Poales, Poaceae.